AUGGCGGAGGUUCACCCGGCAGGGCUUUCGAUGUGGGUGCCCUGCCUUGUCUUUGCGCACUUGUUUUCCGCCUACUGGCUCGCGAAGGCGCUGGCGCGUCUUGCACCUGAGCUAUGGAGCAAGCUGUUAGGUGCCCUGUUCUUCUGGAGAGCGGGCGCGGCUCCAAAGGUGGCGCUGCCGCGGCCAACCAGCGGCGAGCUGUGGCGGGAGAACCAACACGUCGGCCCCACGCUGCUGCUGGAGUGGGACGGCCUCGGCUGCGCGUACAAUACGCCGAGCGGGGUCAAGACGGUGCUGCAGGAUGUGAGCGGCGUCGCGCGGCCCUACGAGAUGUUUGCUCUCAUGGGCCCAAGUGGCGCGGGCAAGUCGACGCUCCUCGACAUCCUCGCGGCCCGCAAGUCGGUCGGGCGCUUGACCGGCUCGGUGUCGGUCAACGGCGUGGCGCGCGGCGCCAGCUUCGCGCGCCACGUGUCGUACGUGCCGCAGGAGGACACGUUCCUGCCGACGAUGACGGUGGGGGAGACGUGCGCGCUGCACGCGGCGCUGACGCUGCCGCGGGGGACGCCGCAGCAGCAGACGGCGCAGCGGAUCGACGAGGUGCUGGCGGCCAUGGGGAUGCUGCACGCGCGGGACACGCUGGUGGGCGGCGUGCUGCCUGGCGGGCUCUGCCUGCGCGGCCUCAGCGGCGGCGAGCGCAAGCGCGUGUCGAUCGCGGUGGGCAUCCUGGCGGCGCCGAGCAUCAUCUUCCUGGAUGAGCCGACCAGCGGCCUGGACAGCUGCUCGGCCCUUUCGGUGGUGGAGCACCUGCGCGAUCGCGCGCGCGACAGCGGCCUCACGAUCGUCGCUUCGAUCCACCAGCCGCGCGCGGCGGUCUGGGCGGCGUUCGACACGUGCUCGCUCCUGUCGGGCGGCAUGCUGCUGUACGCCGGCGGCUGCGACAGGAUAGUGGACUGGUUCGAGUCCAUAGGGAUGGGGCCGUGGCAGUCUGACGUGCACGGCACGGCGUGCGACUGGGUGAUGGACCUCGUCAAUGUCGGGUUCAUCAACAAGCCGCAGCUGGGCGGCGGCAACACCAUCAGCAGCCGCGAGGAGCUGGCGGAUGCAGCGGCCAAAUUCUCCGUCCACUAUAGGGCAACCUGCGGCCACGCUUCAGCCGAGAACGGCACCGGCGCGCUCAAAGCCGUAUCAGUGCACAGGCAGCUGCUGGCCGGCCUCCUGCCCGGCAAGGCGGUCGCCGCGCGGCCGGCGGCGCUGGUCGUGGCGGCGAACGGGUCGGUCCGGGAGGAGCGGGCGGGACUGCCGGAUGUGGUGAAGCACACUGUGGCGGUCGACGUGGAGAGCACAAGCCCCGUGUCCGGCAGCAGCGGGGGCAGGGCGGGGCCGGGACUGCCCGACAAGCGGCGGCGGCCGAGCUGGUGGACCACCUUCAGGGCGCUGGUGUGGCGGGAAAUGCUGGGCACUGUCCGCAACCCGGCCGACGUGGCCGGCCGCAUGCUGCUGUUUGCGUACAUGGGGGUGGUGUGCGGCCUGGUGUUCUGGCGGAUGGGCGACGGCGACGGCGUGGACGGCGUGCGCAACCGCAUCAACGUGCUGUUCAUCAUGGCGCUGCAGUUUUUGCUCAUGCCGUAUGUUUACAUGAGCCUGUAUGCUGCCGACAAGCGCCACUACACCGCUGACAUCAGCGCGCGGCUGUACAGCCCCUCCCCCUACUACGCUGCCAAGACUCUGGCGGUGCUGCCCUUCAUUCUCGCCAACGUGCUGGUCUGCAGCCUGAUCUGCUAUGGAAUGACCGGGCUGCGGCUGUCCACCUACUCUGUGGCCACCAACGGCGCGGCCAGCGUGCUGCUGUACCUCAUCGCGCAGCAGCUGCAAUCCGCGGCCUCCAUCAUCAUGCCCAACGAGGACGCCUCCUUCCUGCUCACCAUUGUGUGGAGCGCCUUCAACAUGUACUUUUCAAAUUUCAUUAUCCGUUUCGCCGACAUGCGCUUCCAGUGGCUGUCCGCCUUCCGCUACGCCAGCGCGGUCAACUUUGCUUACUCUGCCUACCUGAAGGCCGAGUUUGAGGCGGCGGUCUUCAGCUGCGCGUCGGGGCUGGCGCGGCCGGACAUGGUGGACGCUAUCAGGGGGCUGCUGCCCGCGACGCCGCAGCUGCACGGCCCCUUGUUCGCCAAGGCGCUGGCGUCACCCGGCGCUGGCUGCGUCAUGGAAAUGGACGCCAUCCUGCGGUACUUUGGGAUGACGUCACCGUCUUACGUGUACCUCCUGGGCCUGGUGGCAUACCUGCUGGUGGUGCACGCGGGCACGUACCUGGGGCUGCUGCUGCUGGCCCGCAAGGAGCGGCGAUGA
Messenger RNA from Monoraphidium neglectum, 2346 nucleotides. RefSeq lists its product as hypothetical. The record is from RefSeq and is a predicted model, not a curated record. Gene Ontology annotation, molecular function: ABC-type transporter activity; ATP hydrolysis activity; ATP binding. Gene Ontology annotation, cellular component: membrane. NCBI's taxonomy places the organism in Eukaryota, Viridiplantae, Chlorophyta, Chlorophyceae, Sphaeropleales, Selenastraceae. The coding region runs from base 1 to 2346 and encodes 781 amino acids. The transcript has 12 exons.